This is a messenger RNA of Paramecium primaurelia, 459 nucleotides long. The record is from the annotation of a GenBank genome assembly. Lineage: Eukaryota; Ciliophora; Oligohymenophorea; Peniculida; Parameciidae.
AUGAAUGGUUCUUGCUGGUUAAUUAGAAGAUUAUUCAAUUAAUAUCUAAAUGAAAAAACUUACACUUAGUUAGAUAAGCUAAGAAUUUAUUAAAAAAAUAAAAUAUUAAAAUCUAAAACAAUUGUUAAAUUAAAUAGCCAAAUAAAUAUUAAUGGAAAUAUCUAUCAAAUUACAAUUAAUAAUAAUUUAAUUCUAAAAAAGCACUAAAAAAAAUGUAAUUAAAUCCUAAAUUCCAGGGAUAAUCAUUAAUUAUUCAAACAAAAUAGUAACACUAUUUUAUAGUUUACAAAAAUUAAGAACAGAAAUUUAAAUAAUCUGGAAAAUCUUUAUCGUUACAGUAAUAAAAAAGUGAUCCAAAAGAAUGUCCUAGAUCUGUAUAUGUACACAAAUAUUCACUGAUCUAGAUAGUCUGAGUUUCAACUUAUUCUAAAUAUACCAAAACCAAUAUCCUUUGCCUGA